Panicum virgatum (switchgrass) is the source of this 2632-nucleotide messenger RNA. RefSeq lists its product as uncharacterized. Gene Ontology annotation, molecular function: zinc ion binding; nucleic acid binding. Lineage: Eukaryota; Viridiplantae; Streptophyta; Magnoliopsida; Poales; Poaceae. The transcript is spliced from 2 exons. The record is from RefSeq and is a predicted model, not a curated record. Bases 219 to 1325 code for a protein of 368 amino acids.
CAACGGGACAUCAACCCUCGGGGUCAAGGGGCAAUGAUGGAACUCCCGCACCAUCUCCCACUCUGGCAGAUGCCAUAGCCAGUCUCUUAAACUCAAGAACAAAACAGGCUCGACUUUUGAACCUGAUUGCUCAAAACACUGGUGCUCUACGUGGUCAUCGUGAACCAGAUCAAAGGGUGGACUACACAAAGUUCCUGGAAACUCGACCACCCAUCUUUAUGAAGGCUGAGCAUCCUAUCGAGGCAAAUGAAUGGCUGCAGACCCUAGAACAAAAAUUCCGUGUGAUCCCUCAAUGCACGGAAACUCAAAAGACCGAAUUUGCAGGACUUCAACUUCAGGGUCCAGCAGGUACAUGGUGGACUAGUUUUUUAGCUAGGCAACCUGUUGGUGGAGCAAUCACUUGGGAUGAAUUCAAGGCAGCUUUCCGUGCACAGUUUGUGCCAGAGGCUAUUAUGAGAAUGAAGUUAGAACAAUUUCUGCAGCUUAAGCAAGGAAAUCAGAGUAUCCUAGAAUAUACCAGUGCUUUUGACCAUUUGGCUCAAUAUGCUCCAGAGCAUGUAAAUACAGAAACUAGGAAGCGGGACUGCUAUCUUCGAGGACUCAAUGCCAAAAUGCAAGAUAAGUUGUCCACCUGCACUUUCAAUGAUUACAAUGCUGCAGUGAGCAUGGCAAUCACUGCAGAAGAAAAGAUGAUGGUGUUGGAUGAAACCCUUAAGAAAGAAGAAUCAUUGAAGAGGAAAAAUAUUUCUUUUGAGGCAUCAGGAAGCACACCACAAAGAAUGAGGGUUGUCUAUAAAGGACCACCUCGUCCUGCUUAUAGACCUCCAUAUCAGCAGCAGCCCCAGCAAAAGUGGGUUGCAAGGACUCCUUACAAUACUCCACGUCCAGCAAAUCCACAAUUUUCUGGAGUUCGUAACACCGCUGCUUCGGGAAGUCUGCAGCCGUGUUAUAAUUGUGGCCGUCCUGGACACUUUGCUCGUGACUGUCGUUUUCCAAAGCAAGGGGGAAACGUCAACGUGCAGACUCAAACUUCAGGUCAAGGAUUUGGCCAGAAGUUCAUCCGGAAGAAAUUUCUGAAUACCAAGACUGGACGCGUGCAUUAUAUGAAUGUUGAAGAGAUUCCAGAAGGGGAACUUGUUUUGGCUGAGUCUGAAGCACCUGAAGUGGAGUUUGUGGAAUUAUCUGAAAAUCCCCAGGAGACCGAAGAAAUCUUUGAGCUUGUUCCUGUUGUUGAAGGGGUUUCUGAAGAUACUAACAUAGCAGGAACCCAAGGCAAGCCCCGGUGCAUUUAUACCUAUGAUUUUACAAUUAUUAUGCAAUCAUAAAAAUUGGCUUAUUUCCUGUUUGUGCAUUAGUUCUAGGAGUUGAUUGCAACCUAGUUCUUUCAUGCAUAAUCCAUCCUUGUUUAAUAGGACAUCUUUGCCACCUUCUCAAACUUAAUUAGUAAUGUCCUAUGCUUAGCAAUGCUUAGUUGUUACUUUGCAGUAACCUUGUUACUUAGUUACCUAAGGUUAAUUUGGUUCUUACUUUGACCAAGGAAAUGGCUUGUUUUUUUUUAGUUGUGGGCAGAAGCUAGUGAUGUAGUUCUAUCCAUUGGAAUUAUUUUGUUAAGGACCGUUCGUUGUCUUAACCUUUGAUCAAGUAAUGUUACCUGGUUGCUUACUGCCAUUGGGAACCAGCAAGCCUAGUAGAUUAGUUGGCUCUUGAAUUGGAAAUGAUUUAUACCCGUGCUUGGCGUGUGGGAGAAAGGCAGGGGCGUAGCCUGAAACUCACAUUGGAGAUCAGGCCAGACGUGGGGUCCCAUGUGGGGGUGCGCCUCUGGGUUCGGGUAACUUUGCUUCCGGUUCUUGGGUACGACUAAUUGAAAGGUUGUUUUGUACAGCCUCGAAACUGUACUUAACUGGUGAUUAGGUAUCUCCUGCAGGAUGUAAAUCGGUCCGGAUCGCCGCAAUUCUCGGUUAUGAAUGUACUUGAUCAUCGCUUGAGCAUCGUAGUUAAGAAAAGUAUUUAAGAUGUUUUCCUUGGAAUUUAUAUUACUGGUUCUUAGUGCUUCUUCUUUUGAAAAAUAUUUUAUCACCUAGAUGUUAAGUAAUUAUUAAAUUGCGUUUAAAAUCACAAAACAAGGACUCAAUAUUAGUAAGCUUUAUGCAAAAAUUGUCAAGUCAGCCAGUCCACUAAAAAGCCUUCAUACUCCUUGCAAUUUUUUUUUAUUUCUUUUAGUCGGGUCAGUCUUGCUGAGUACCUUCGUACUCAGGGUUUUUAUUUUGUGGUUUUUCAGAAGUGCAACAGCCGCCUGCUGAAGAAGAUUAAUUGAAGAACUAAGUAUUUGAAGGUCUCCGAAUACUUAGUAUGAGCUUUAGAUGUUAUGUUUAAUUACCGCUUACUGGCUUGUUUGUUUUAAACUCUUAGCAUGGUGUAACCUGCACUUAAGUUUGUUUCAAAAGUACCGGUUUGUAAUAAUUCACACCUUUCUAUAUUUAUGUAAAAAUAUAUGGGUUGUUGAUGCUGUCCCUUCGUGGAAGCAAUCCUGAUGUACGGUUGAGAUUCAAGUUGUACAUGGAUGAUUCGGGUCGUCCCGAGGACACUCGACGGACUACCGGAUUUAAGCUGUUUUAAGUGUGUUCACAAGAAA